AUGCAUGGCACUGCGAUCUCCUUUUCAAAUAGCCAAAACAAAUCGGUUGAGUUGGCCAAAGCCUUUGCCCCUUUGGCUGUUUCAAAAAUGGACUUGACUAUGAUACUAAAUAAAAAAACAUUUGGUCUAGCAGCAGUUGGGUCUGCUUUUGCAGGAUCUUCUUCACUUGGUGCUUGGGCCACGAUGCUUGGUGUCGUUGGUGGCGCUUUGGCAAGCAUAGUGAACACAGUCGAGCAUGGCGGGCAAGUAGGGAUGGUGUUUGAGAUGUACAGGAGCAACGCUGGUUUCUUUAGGCUGAUGGAGGAGUCCGUAGAGUCAAAUUUGAAUGAAAGUGAUGUGGGUAGGAGAGAGAAUGGGGAAUUGUUUGAAAUGAAAGUGGCUUUGCAGUUGGGAAGGAGCCUCUCAGAGCUAAGGGAUCUUGCAGCUUCAUCAUCUAGAAAGGGACAGACUGAUGAAGAAUUUGCAAACAAGCUUUUCUAA
Molecule: messenger RNA, 480 nt
Organism: Ilex paraguariensis (yerba mate)
Lineage: Eukaryota; Viridiplantae; Streptophyta; Magnoliopsida; Aquifoliales; Aquifoliaceae
Source: the annotation of a GenBank genome assembly